AUGGCGGCGGCAAUAUCCUCUUCACCCGAGCUAGCCUGGACGGAUUACCUGACCAUUGCCAUUUACUUUGUUGUUGUUUUAAUUGUCGGACUUUGGGCCACUUUUCGUCCCAACAGGGAUAGCUCUGAGGGAUACUUCCUGGCUGGAAAGGACAUGUCAUGGUUUCCCGUUGGAGCCUCGCUCUUCUCAACAAACUGCGGUGCUCAGAUGUUUAUUGGGAUGGCCGGUUCUGCUGCAGCUUCCGGUCUAAGCGUUGCCGUCUACGAACUCCACGCAGGUAUGAGUUUUAAUGAUGAAAGUUUGAAAUUCUGGGUGAGAGGACACAGGGAGACAGGUGGUGAUGAGGCUGCAAGUGACGUCGCCAUGGCGUUGCUAGGCACCCCUCCCUGCUGCUGGCAGAGAAAGGCGUUCACUGUCCCACAGUACGUCCGACGUAGGUUCCGGAGUAGGAGGUUGCAGGCGUCCCUGGCGUCCGUGAUGCUGUGUGUCUAUAUCUCCAAUCUGAUUGCUUCACAGAUAUUCACAGGUACCCUAAUCAUGCGCCACGUCCUAGGCUGGAACACCUAUUUGUCAGUAUUUGCAAUUCUCGCAGUAACAACUGUCUACACAAUUGUAGGUGGCUUAGCCGCUGUCAUGUACACAGAUGCUCUCCAAACCUUCAUCUAUAUGACUGGGGCUCUCGUCGUUCUGUUCAGAAGUUUAGACGAGAUUGGCGGCUGGGAGAACCUCAUGAGGAAGUACGCCGUGGCGGUAUCCAACCUUACCACUCAGGACCCCCAGAGGUACGGAUGUGGACUUCCACCAGAGAGAGCCUUCCACAUCUGGAGGCCCCUGACAGAUAGCCAGACCCCAUGGACGGGAGCUGUCACCGGUCUAACACUCAUGGGCAUGAACUACUGGUGCUUUGAUCAGGUGGAAGUGCAAAGAGGUUUAGCCGCUAAAAACGUGACUCACGUGAAAGCUGGGGCGUUGCUGUGUGGUGCCUUAAAGGUGAUAGCUGCCUUCUUUUUCAUCAUCCCAGGAAUGGUGAGCAGAGCUAUUUACCCAGAAAAGGUGGCCUGUUCCGAUCCCGAGGUUUGCAAUAAGAUCUGUCAGAAUCCCUCAGGCUGCUGGAACAUCGCCUACCCUCUGCUAAUCGUUAAUCUCCUCCCGUCAGGACUUCAAGGUCUAAUGCUUGCUGCAAUCUUGGCCGCUCUUAUGAGCACUCUGACGUCAGUCUUUAACAGCGCAAGUGCACUAUUCACCAUAGACAUUUGGAAGAACAUCCGGCCUCGUUCAACGGAGAAGGAAUCCAUAAUGGUGAGCCGGACAUGCGUACUUGUGAUGAUGGCGCUGAGUAUCCUGUGGUUGCCCGUGUUAGAAUUAUCCCCGGGGGGCCAGCUGUGGGAUACUAUCCAGAGAGUAGCGGCUUACUGCAGCACCCCCAGUGCCGUUGUCCUUCUGUUUGCCCUUUUUUGGAAACGCACCUCAGAAGCUGGAGCUUUCUGGGGUCUGUUAGGUGGAUUGCUGAUUGGCAUAUCCCGACUGUCUCUGGAUUGGGUAUACCCUCAACCUGUCUGCGGCUCUGGGGUAGAGGACACGAGACCGGCUCUGUUAGCCAAGGUCAACUAUCUGCAUUUCGCAGCCAUCAUCGGUAUUAUCACCUCAGCUGUAAUUGUCGUCGUCAGCUUAGGGACGUCACCUAUUCCCAAACACCAACUGCACCGAGUGACUUGGUGGACAUGCAGAAGUAUUCAACUCCCGGACUUCUCAGACAUCGAGAACCCCCCUCUUGAGCCCCCUCUUGAACCCCAGACAGGGUCACAGAUACAGGGGAAGAAGAAACUCACAACGUUGGAUAAAUUGAAUGAGAUUUUGUUUGUGUGGAUCUGUGGGUUGACCGACAGCCCAAAGCCAGAAAUGAGUAAAGAGGAAAAGGACAAGAUUAUGAAGAAGCAGACUUCAAUCAAAGACGUGCGCCGGUGGAAGACUGUCGUGGACGUUGUAGCUGUGGCUCUCUCAGUGAUAACUACCGCUAUAUUUGGCUUCUUUGCGUAAUACCAUUGUGAAAAUUAAUUGUCCAAGCAACAAAGCUAAUGAGAAUGCCAAUACUGUACAAGUGGAUUCAUUGACGAAAUCCACUCGUGAUUUUGGUAACAUUGUUGUCUUUUGAAUUUGGCAUCUUUGCUUAAUUGUCUUACACCCAUAAGUUAUGCGUUAAAGACCAACCAUUAAUUUAUCAAUUAAUUGAUUGAUUUGAUUAAUGACGCACUCAAGAAUAUUUCACUUAUACGACGGCGGCCAGCAUUAUGGUGGAAGGAAACCGGGUAGAGCCUUGGGGAAACCAACGACCAUCCUCAGGUUGCGUUAAAGACCAAUCAAUCAAUCAAUUAUGCAACCAGUGUUUGCAUAAUACCGCUGUUACGGUCACCCGUCGAAGCAAAAGAAUUGCUUAGUCACAUCUUAAAACAGUACUUGUGGACUUUUCAUAACACUACUGUUGUCUUUCGUAAGGAGCCAUAAGGGUGACCUUGUGAAAAAAAAUUUUGGAAGAGAAAAAAAAAAUUACACGUUGAAAGAAAAAAUUUUAUCGGAAGAGAAAUUUGUUGUUGACCCACGACUUUGAAAGUCGGGGCCCCGAGUUUAAAUUCCGACUGGAAUUAUUAUUAAUAAAGUAAACAAUCAACGAAAUAAUACGAUAAGUUUAAAACCACAAGAGAUCAGGUGCAUGUAUUCGAAUAGUGUAUUUUGUAUUUUAUUUAUAUUUAGUCCGUAUAUGUCUCUUUAAAUCUGUUUAUUAAUUAGCUGCCUCGGUGAUAUAGGGAAAUGCAUUGCCCGCCUGAAACAAGUCGGUCAAAAGUGAUGUACUCUUUUAUUCACAAGCACUGAGCAUGAUAGAAGUUCACAAGCACUAAGUGUGGCAGAAGUUCACAAGCACUGAGCUUGGCAGAAGUUCACAAGCACUGAGCGCGGCGGAAGUUCACACGCACUGAGCUUGGUAGAAGUUCACAAGCACUGAGCGUGGAAAAAGUUCACAAGCACUGAGCGUGGCAGAAGUUCACAAGCACUGAGCUUGGCAGAAGUUCACAAGCACCGAGCUUGGCAACUGAGAAUAUGUAUUAUUAGGGGAAUGGAAUUUACCUUUGUAUGUGAUCAUGCCCAUUGUGAUCCUUGAACUUGAUUUAAAAUACAAGUUUUAUUUCAUGGGAAGACCCUAGUCAAAACAUGUACUUAUCAGUGAGAGAGGCUCAUCUGUGGCUGCCAUAUUGGCUGUUUGAUGGCAAAAGACCUGUGAUUGGCCAAUUAAAUCGGGGCCCCGACUUGUAAACUCGGGGCCAUGACUCCAAAAGUCGGAGUUUAAAAAAAUUUUUCUCUUCCCCCAAAUUUGUUUUCACCAGGUCAUUUUCUUUUUAUCUUCAAAAAUUUAUUUUCACCACGUCAUUUUUACGGCUCCAUACUUUUGUGCGUAAAAAUGUGUUUUAUCCUUUGCUAGGCUUGUAAUAAAACUGGACAUAGCUAAACAAGUUGUCGCUUAUUUUGCAUUCUGUUA
Molecule: messenger RNA, 3529 nt
Organism: Liolophura sinensis
Lineage: Eukaryota; Metazoa; Mollusca; Polyplacophora; Chitonida; Chitonidae
Product: sodium/glucose cotransporter 4-like
Exons: 14
Coding region: 1-2037 (678 amino acids)
Biological process (GO): transmembrane transport
Cellular component (GO): plasma membrane
Molecular function (GO): D-glucose:sodium symporter activity
Source: RefSeq, a predicted model, not a curated record